GAGACCAGACACGAUUGGAGGUGGAAGAGACGCGACUGGAUGGGUAGGGAGCGAAAGUGAACGCGUCUCCAAGAAUGGGCAAGAGAGAACGCACUCCUGCGAAGCGAAGGUGACGGAAAACGCGACGGUGGGCGACGGUAGGGCGACCGUGGUGUGUCGUGGAUGUCGAUCGGCAUCCUCUUUUCGGCCCUACGUCUUUUGGCAAUCGUGAGAAGCGCGAGAGACGCAUCCUCAUCGGCAUUCUCGAUCGCGCGAAAAUGCGUUGAGGCCGCCGCUGUGUCGUGGGCAUCAUCGUUGGUACCGCGAUUCGCCGAGGAACGCAAAAGACGAGACCGUGCGGGAUCUCGAAAGCGGCGGGAGAAAGAGAGGGAGAGACGCGUGCCGUAUUACGGACGUUACUAAUGCAACGCGAGUCAGUGAUUCUCGGCGUCACGAGAUAGCGGAUGGAAGCAGAAGGUUGUUACCGCGGCUCGAUGUGUAUUCAGUGAGCGUGAAGCUGCGCACGGUGACGUAAACGCGCGCGCGCGUACAGGCCGUUCGUCGUUACCCGCGUCACAGCGCAACAAUUCGUCCUCGUCCUCGUCAACGGCGGCAGGAUGACGAGAAAGCUCAGCAAGUUCCUGAUACUCUUCGACAAUACGAAUCUGUUGUACUUUCCUGGCCACUUCUUAUCCGGUCGAGUCCUCAUAGAGCUGGACGAUGAGGCUUACGUCUCGGGACUGCAUUUCCACGUUGUGGGCGAAGGAGUGGUUCGGAUACGCAGCCAGCGCGCCGAGAGGGUUUACGACAAAGAAAAUUACAUCGAUUUUCGUAUGCGGCUGCUGGGCGAACCAGGCGAAGGACCGUCGCUGCUCUCCCCGGGAAUACACAGCUUUCCCUUCAAAUUGGGGUUACCAUUGGGUCUACCCUCCACCUUCCUCGGGAAGCACGGAUGGGUGCAGUAUUACUGCAAGGCGGCACUCCGGGAGCCGGGCGGGUUAACGCACAAAAAUCAGCAGGUCUUCAUCGUCAUGAACCCGAUCGACUUGAAUCUGGAACCUCCGAUAUUGGCGCAACCUGCGAGACAAGAGAUCGAACAACGCGUGGGUGUCUCUUGCGUAUCAGGUGGCCCCGUAUUCUGCAGAGUCAGUUUGGAUCGAGGUGGAUAUGUACCCGGGGAGACAAUCGGCAUUUCUGCGACCGUCAGCAAUCGCAGCAAGGUGACAAUGAAGUCUACUAAAGCGUCCCUCACCGAGACGAUACAGUACUUGUGCCGAGGGAAAGUACUCGCUAGCGAGACCCGCGAACUGGCUAGUGUGUCCAGGGGGAAAAUUCGACCAGGCGAGGGCGAGGAAUGGCUGAACGAGCAAAUGUACGUUCCUCCUCUGCCGCCGACUAAUCUACGUGGAUGCCACUUGAUCAACGUUCUUUACCACGUUUACUUCGUCAUAAGUCCGAAGAGUUUGGACAAAGAGAUCAAGUUGCAAAUACCGAUCGUGCUGGCCACGUAUCCCCUGCGACCGGAAGGUGCACCGGCGGGUACAGCGCCGUCUAAACGAGGCGCCCAUUAUCCAUCGACGCUACCGAUCUUCCGACCUUGGCUCGACGAUAAAGCUUUCGAGAUACAGGAGUGAAAAUUCUAACACGACAUCAAAACCGGUGCAAUUAUAUUUUUAGGUGCUAAGAACACUCGAUGUACAAUAAAUUUCUACGACGAAUCGCGCGACGGCGUCGAUUCAUCCCGUCAAUUAUCUUAAUGGAUAAAUAUGUAUAAAUUGUAUAAUAAUAUUAUAUGUAAAAUAACCAAGACGUCCAUAGCAGAAAUGCACAUAUAAUAAUAAAUGACGCGACGGUAAGGAGAAGUUAAAACGUGUCGAUACGAAAGUAUCGCACGUGUAUAAAUUGGGAAAAACUGCAAGGGAAAAACUGAUAGAGAAUGAAAGAGAAACUCAUGUUUUAUAUUAUAAAAAAAGAAAACACUCAA
This is a messenger RNA of Odontomachus brunneus, 1963 nucleotides long. It is a transcript of the gene Vdup1, whose product is annotated as arrestin domain-containing protein 2. The record is from RefSeq and is a predicted model, not a curated record. NCBI's taxonomy places the organism in Eukaryota, Metazoa, Arthropoda, Insecta, Hymenoptera, Formicidae. Gene Ontology annotation, biological process: protein transport. The transcript is spliced from 6 exons. Gene Ontology annotation, cellular component: cytoplasm. The coding region runs from base 597 to 1613 and encodes 338 amino acids.